CCUGUAGCCGCUAUUCUGGAUUAAAGGGCCGGCACAAGCAUCCUCUGUCGCUCUGAAAGUCAUACUAACGAUUCUGAAAAUCCGACGCUUUUCUUCAUUCCUUCUCAUGAGUGGCGUCUGGCGGACAACCAGCACCGUGGUGCUCUUCGGCUCACUUCAGAGAGUGGCUGGCGGGGAACGCCCCCUCUCCUCCCUUCCCCCUCCCCAUCUCUCAUGCCCGACCCGACCCGGCCAAUUCCGGCAACUCAAGCCAACUUCUGACUUUGGGCUCCGCCGCGAAACGGGACGGAUGCUCGCUCCGCUCCUCCCAUUCUGGUGCCGUCAUCUCCCGGCUGGUGAGGAAAACCACCUUCGGCGCUGGAGGCACUUUCCCCCAGGAGACCAAACUAGAGAGAGGAAGCGGAGGAGAAUCCGUUAGGGCCGCGAGGCGACUCUGACUCUAGCGCUGUAGAGACUCGGCGCUCCCCGAGUAUCCCCGUCGGCGCUUCGUGUGCAGCUGACGCAAAAGACCUUUCAGAACUCGAUCACAGCCUUUCGGUCUCUUGGGAGAGAUUCUGAAUCCGCUGAUGAUAAUCAUGACUGAGCUAAUCCAGAACCUUUGGUUCAUCUCUGUUAUUGGAGCUGUGAGUCUUUCUGCACGGAAGAUCAAUCCAUUUUGUGAUGCCACUCAUUUUUGCAACUAUUCUUCAAAGGCUUUACACACAAUUCCUUCUGGUCUAGCACAAGAUAUCAAGGAACUGGAGUUGACCUCCAACAAUAUAGAGCACAUUAGAGAAUGGGACCUGAAGUUUGCAGUAAAUCUGAGAAUUCUUUUGCUCCAAUCUAAUCAAAUUCGGACAAUUGAUGAGGAUGCUUUCCGCUUCAUUGUAAAGCUGGAACAUUUGGAUUUAUCAAAGAACAACCUCACACGCUUGUUACCCUCUUGGUUCAGACACCUUUCUUCCUUACAAAAGUUAAACAUAAAAGGUAACUACUACCAGAUGCUUGGUGAAACCCCACUGUUUUCUGACCUUCAAAACCUGAGAUACCUGUACUUUGGAAAUGACCACUUCUCUGCUUUACAGACACAAGACCUGGAAGGAAUUUCAGUUCUUGAAGAACUGGAGAUUGAGGGACCCAACCUCAGUCUAUAUGCUCUAGGAACUCUGAGACCAAUAAAGCUCAUAAAUCAUAUUAUCUUCAAUGGUUUCUCUAUCACCACUUUAGCUGUGAUUGUACCUGAUAUUACAAAUUCUGUGAUGUGUUUUGAACUGAGAAAUAAUCGUCAGCUUAAAAUUCCAAGCUUUUAUUUAUCUGAUCCAGUGGUUCCUGUGGCUGUGCAGAAAGUUAUCCUCAGAAAUGUUGAACUUUCGGAUAGCUCUGUUGUUCAUAUAGCACCCAUCCUUGCUAGUAUGAAACAACUGCAAGAGCUAGAGUUGACAGAUUCCAAAUUACAAGGCACUGGAGAUUUCCAUGGUAUCCAAAACAUUCCAAAUGCCCUGCAAGUGAUAACAAUCAGAAAUUUAACAAAUGACAUGUUUUAUUCAUUUUCAAAUCUUGCUACUGUUAUGACUUUUGUAGGGAAUAUUACCAAACUUACAGUUGAAAAUGCAAACAUUUAUCUGGUUCCCUGCGAACUUGCAAAACACUUCCAUUCACUGUUGUAUCUUGAUGUCAGUGUGAAUUUGUUGCUAGAUCCGUAUCUUGAUCAUUCAUUGUGUGAUUAUGCCUGGCCUAGAUUACAAACGUUAAAUGUUAGCAAAAAUCCUUUGAAGCAGAUUGGAGUGGUAGCAAAAAGUGUAGCUCGUAGACAAAAUCUUAUUAACUUGGAUAUAAGCCAAAAUAAUUUUGAAGAAAUGCCAGGCUCGUGCAUAUGGCCCCAAAGUCUGAAAUUUUUAAAUAUCUCUGGCUGUAAAUUAAACAUGCUCACAAACUGCAUCCCUCAAAGUCUUGAAGUACUGGAUGUUAGUGACAAUAACCUCAAUAACUUUAAACUGAGCCUGCCACACCUACAGGAGCUUUACAUCAAAAACAACAGAUUGAAAACCCUUCCAGAUGCUCUCUUAAUUCCCAGUGCUAGAAUCAUUAAUAUUAGAGAAAACAAAGUAUUUGAGUUCAGUAAGCAGCAACUUGGAAAAUUUUCAAAAAUUGAGACUUUGGAUGCACGUUACAAUAAUUUCCGAUGCUCAUGUGAAUUUAUCUACUUCAUUCAGUCUCAUCAAGGAAUAUCUCAGGUCUUUGUUGGGUGGCCGGAAAACUACAUCUGUGAAUUUCCAGAUUAUGUAAGGGGGAAGCAAGUGGGAGUUGUCCAAUUACGACUCUCUGAUUGUCACAUGACUUUAAUGAUGUCCUCCAUCUGUAUCGUGAUGCUAUUGAUCAUCUUGAUGUCAGCAAUUCUUUGCUACAAGCUUCAUGCCAUCUGGUAUAUGCAAAUGAUCUGGGCCUGGCUUCAAGUAAAACGCAAGCCCCAAAGAACUCACAAUAAAGAAAUCUGCUACGAUGCCUUUGUUUCCUACAGUGAGCAGGACUCUGAAUGGGUGGAGAAUGUAAUGGUGCAGGAGCUAGAGCAAGCUAGUCCCCCAUUUAAACUCUGCCUUCAUAAAAGGGAUUUUAUGCCUGGCAAAUGGAUUGUGGACAACAUUAUUGAUUCCAUUGAGAAGAGUUCUAAAACUCUGUUCGUGCUGUCAGAGCACUUUGUACAGAGUGAGUGGUGCAAGUACGAACUCGAUUUCUCUCACUUCCGGCUUUUUGAUGAAAACAACGAUGCAGCGAUUUUGAUCUUGCUGGAGCCUAUUCCAGAGAAAACUAUCCCCAAAAGAUUUUGUAAACUGAGGAAAUUAAUGAACACAAAAACCUAUCUUGAAUGGCCAAGGGAUGAAGAUCAAGAGCAAAUAUUUUGGUUUAAUUUGAAAACGGCAAUAAAAUCCUAGAAGAGAAUGCAGGAUAUGCAAUCGUUUCAGACUGAGCCAGUUUCAGCAGCUCUGAGAGGUGCUCCUCUCUAAUGUGAAGUAUGUAAUAGGAACAGACAACUGGCAGUUAGGAUGACCAGGUGAAAAAGAGGACAGGGCUCAUGCAGUAGGCUUGUUGUUCCACCAGGCAUGCAUGGGAAUUGAUUACGAGCAGGGACUGUCCCAUUGCCUUCAGUAUUUUGAGCUGUGGAGAGCUUAUGUGUACAGAUUGCUGUUUAUAAAUUGGAAGGGCAGGGAGCACUUAUUGUGGUCAGCGUUCUCUUUCAGUUCGCCACGUGCUACUUAAUACAUUGACUAAUGUAGUCAUACUUUACUGUGUGACUGAAGCCUUUGCUGGCAAAAUCCUGCACUUAAUGUUGUAAUAAGACAGUUUUAUUAAACAUGUGGCUAUUUGCUUAUGAAUCAUUCCAUUGAAUGGACAUUAACAGAUGCUGAACCACAACCCAGUCAAAUGAAAGUACUUGGAUUUAUGCUAGUUUAGUUCCACUGAAGAGUGGUGGAUAGGGUUUAUGACAGUGAUUUUCAACCUUUUUCAUCUCAUGGCACACUGACGAGGCGCUAAAAUUGUCAAGGCACACCAUUAGUUUUUUAAGGAUAUAUUUUAUCAUUUAAAAAAUUAGUACUAAGAUUGUGUUUAAAGUUCAAUAACUAAAAUUUAAUCGUGUUCUUUUUUAAAAAAUAAAUCAGUGGGAAAUCUGUGCUUGGUGAUUUUUCAUGAUGUCCCUUGUCCGAGGGUGGAUGGUUGACAGGCAUACCCUCAAGUCAUCCUCCAGUGUUUGAAGCCGCGACCUGUUCUUGCUCUUCAUAGCAGAGGAACCAGCCUCAGACAGAUAAGAUAUUGAGAAAGGAAGAAGUGCUUUAAUCGCCAUCUUUGUGAUGAUGGCAUAUUCCUCUUGGAGAGACAACCAGAAUGAGGCCAUAUCUGUUGAUGAGUGUUUCAGUUUCAGUCCUCUAUUAUUUCUGAUUUCCAUCAGCUCAUCUUCUUCUGCAACAGUUAAUUCUGCUGACUCGCACACACUUAACACAAGCGGAUCUCUCACCCAGUCCAAGGAAGAUACAGUGACGGGAAAUACUUUUCAAUGUUUUUACUCAGCAGUGACAAACUCUGUAGAAUUAAAUCGACAAGAUUUUUGUCCAGUCUGCAACUUUUUGUCAGUUCAAACAUUUCAACUUUUUUCUCUUUUUUGAUUCUGGCUCCCCACAGUGUUAGUUUUUCCUUAAAGGAGAUAACUUUGUAAGUACAAGCAAGAAUAUUUUCAUUCUUUCCCUACAUGCUCUUGUUAAGAGUGUUCAAAGCUUGGAAAAUGUCAGCUAGGAAUACUACUUUAUUGUACCAGGUCUUAUCACUAAGCAGGUCAGCCAGCUCAGACUCUUCUGACGUAAAAAAAAUUAGAAGUUCUUCCCUCAGUUCAUACAACCUUGAAAGCAUCCGCCCUCGAGAUAGCCAUCUCACUUCCGUGUGCAGUAGAAGUUGUGUGUGAGCAGCUUCCAUGGCAGAACACAGUGCUGAAAACAACCUCGAUUUUAAUGGCCUACUCCUGAUGUAGUUAACCAUUUUUAUAGUCUCAGCCAGUACUUUUUGGAGUUCAGGUAGUAAUGAUUUUGAAAUGAGGGCCUCUCUGUGCAGGAAACAGUGUGUAAAAACAAUGCCAGGGUUCUUUUGUUUGGCCAGUGCGACAAAUCCUCUUAGGCUUCCUGACAUAGAGGGAGCACUGUCUGUGCAGAUGCUGAUGCAUGAUUUCCAUGACAAAUUGUGAGAAUUGAAAUAGAUGUCGACAACAUCAAAAAUGUCUUGGCCUCUUGCUGUUUCUGGAAGUGAUUUGCAAAAUAACAAUUGUUCAAUGAUGUCUCCAUUACAAACAAACCUGCCGAAUGCUAGGAGUUGAGCUUUUCCAGUGAUGUCAGUUGACUCGUCCAACUGGAUGGCAAAGAAAUCGGCUUCUUUAAUGUUAGCUAUCACUUGUGACUCAAUGUCUUGAGACAUGUCCUGUAUAAUAUUUACAAUUUUACAGCAUGCUGGUAAAAUUACUGACUCAGCAAUUGUAUGUGAUUUCAUCUUUUUUGCCACAAUUUCGGCAAUGGCAGAGCUUGCUGCUUGAGCUUUGUCAGAACAU
This is a messenger RNA of Rhineura floridana, 5062 nucleotides long. RefSeq names its product toll like receptor 2 (gene TLR2). The transcript has 2 exons. Bases 567 to 2909 code for a protein of 780 amino acids. Gene Ontology annotation, molecular function: protein binding; transmembrane signaling receptor activity; triacyl lipopeptide binding. Lineage: Eukaryota; Metazoa; Chordata; Lepidosauria; Squamata; Rhineuridae. Gene Ontology annotation, cellular component: membrane. The record is from RefSeq and is a predicted model, not a curated record. Gene Ontology annotation, biological process: toll-like receptor signaling pathway; inflammatory response; immune response.